GUUUCAUUCUGAAGUAAAACUUCCGACUUCGUCAAAUGGCGGGUCCACACAUGUACAAAUUUCGGACAUAUCCGGGGAACCAGUUCAAUAAGGCUUUUCCAUUCUUUAGAAUCCCGGAAGAAUAUGGUUACUUCUCCCAAGAUUGUGACAGACAGUUCCGUUCCGACAAAAGUCAAUUACGUUUUUAUGUUCCACCAGCAAAUAUGAAUCGGGUUAAGUACGAUCUUACACAUGGAUAUUCUAAUCUGAUACGGAAGGACGAAAAUAAGAAAGAAUAUCUUGAUGACUUACUCAAGUGGGUCGUUGAAAACAAGAUGAAAUUCCAAAUAGUUCCAAGACAAACUCAGGAUUCUAAUGAAGACAUUCACCCACAAAUCACAAGUCUUAAUACAGACUUUGUGUGUUGGCGGGGACUGCUCACCAGGCUGUUGUGUACACCAUAUGAGAACCGGGAUGGAUGGAUCAUUGCUGUCACAUUGUUCAGAGGGACAUACUAUUUAUGUGAAUUUGAGACGGAGGAAAAAAGACAUGAGCGAGAGACGACCACAGAGAGACAGGACCAGAUGUGUUACGGGGGCUGGAAGUUUGAGCAGUAUCUUACUACAAAUGUAGAAGGAGGCAGCCCAGACACCAGUGUUCCUGUCAACAACAAUGAAGGCUUCUGCUCAGUGGUGAGGACACGGCUGAAUAAGCACUCUUUGGUAUUUGGAGGGGAGGUGGAUUGUGUCGAUCUGGCGCAUGGCUCCAAGAACAAGUAUGUAGAAUUAAAGACAUCUCGAAGGAUUGAUCAUCCAAGACAGAGAGAGAACUUUCACAGAUACAAGCUCAUCAAAUGGUGGGCCCAGAGUUUCCUUAUAGGCAUUGAGAAGAUCGUCUGUGGUUUCCGAGACGAUGAUGGAAUAGUUCACAGCCUUGAGGAGUUCGCGACACAAGGAAUACCUGACAUGGUCAAGGGUAUUCGGAAUCCAUGGAAUGCAGCAGUGUGCUUCAACUUUCUUGACAUGUUCCUUGAUUUUCUCAAAGAGACAGUUACCACAGAUGAUCCAAGAGUGGUCUAUGUGUGCAGAUGGCAGCCGAAAGAGGAUGUCAGCUGUGAGAAAAUGGCACCCAACUCAGAGUUUGUCUUCCUUCCAGACCGGUUCACACAGGAGGAAGCGUGGGGUUAAAUAUGAGCUUGUGUAACACAAUCCUGUAUCUGGACAUUCAGACUGGUUCAACCAGGUGGAAGUCUUGGGCUGAACAUGGGCUGAUGUAACACCAUUAUGUACCAGGACAUUAAGAUAUGAAAUUACUAGAAUACAGAUCAGAUUAGGAUCAGGAAGGGAUUUUAGUGUAUUUUAAACCUAUCUAUAAAUAGUCAUGCUGGUUGAUUUGUUUACCUCAACCAAUUUGAUUAUUGAUUGAGAGUGCCCAUAAUUUUACAUCAAAUCUUGCUUGUUAUUUUUAUGUGAUAUCAUUAUGCAACUGUUUAUCGACUAACACUCUUGAAAUAUCAGAUCAAGUCAUACAUUCAUUUACUGGAAAAUAAAGGCAAAAUAGUGCACUAAUUAUGAUCAGUUGAUGCUUGAUUGAUUCAGGCCAUGAAUCUGCUGGUAGAUCUUGCCAUUCCAUGUGAAGUAUGAGAUGGUGAAACAGGAGGUGGUUAACUGUGAGCUGUCCAUGGAGAGGGAUGUGUCAAAUCUAUUGGAUCUGGAGACUUCUAGCAGAGGUAUGAUGGCUGAAAAGGCUAACUCUUAUAUGUCAAUUGUCAUUGCUAAACACUUGUGGACAAAGGUGAUGGAAUCACUUAUGUUGGAUUUUCAGCUAUGUCCAUGAUGACAGCAGCUUUGUCUUUGUAUCCUCAUGGUGGUUGUAGGUAUGACUUGAGGACUUCAGCUAAGAGCUGCUGCUCAGGUUGACAACAGUUUUAGAUGUAAUGUGGCUGGCAUUCCUUCUGGACUGGGUUGGUCGUAUGUUGCUUUGCUAUUUCAGCUCUUGGAAUGUAUGUGUAGUUUUGGUCUCUAAUUGAUAUAUGUGACAUUUUUCUUUUUGAUUUUUGAUUUUGUUGAUAACUGGUGACCAUGUUCUUGUGUUCUAAAGCACCCUGUACAUGAA
Messenger RNA from Haliotis rubra (blacklip abalone), 2094 nucleotides. RefSeq names its product decapping and exoribonuclease protein-like. The transcript has 7 exons. Gene Ontology annotation, molecular function: mRNA 5'-diphosphatase activity. Lineage: Eukaryota; Metazoa; Mollusca; Gastropoda; Lepetellida; Haliotidae. Gene Ontology annotation, cellular component: cytosol; nucleus. The record is from RefSeq and is a predicted model, not a curated record. Gene Ontology annotation, biological process: nuclear-transcribed mRNA catabolic process; NAD-cap decapping. The coding region runs from base 36 to 1166 and encodes 376 amino acids.